Aegilops tauschii subsp. strangulata is the source of this 534-nucleotide messenger RNA. The record is from RefSeq and is a predicted model, not a curated record. Lineage: Eukaryota; Viridiplantae; Streptophyta; Magnoliopsida; Poales; Poaceae.
AUGUGUAAGUGGCCCAGCGCCAACGGGGCGGGCGUCUUAACGGGUGCGGGCGCCGGCCGGACUGGGCGCUGGCCCUGGCCAGCCGUGGCUACACGCGCGCGCAGAGGCGCCGGGGGCAUGCCCAGUGUGGCCGGCGAGAGAGCUGGGGCAGGCGGAGGCUGGCACCGGCGCGCGGGCCUGCAGGCGUCAACGGAGGCGAGCCCGGCGGCGGGGAAGCAGGCCACGGGCGAGCGGGCAACGAGCGACUAUGGCGCGAGGCAAGGCAGGGCGAUGGCGCGGGCGGCAGAGGAGCAGAGCAGCGGAGCAGGGCCGCGCAGUGUGGGGCGCCGUCGAGCGCGGCGGCCAGCCGCAGCAGCGGCGACGGGGAUAGCCGCAGCGGGGACAGAGGCGGGGCGAGGGGCGUGGCCCCGAGCGGCGUGCGCGGGUGCGGGACGGCAAGCAGCGGGCGCGCGGGACCUGGCGGUGAGCGCGGCGGUGCAGUGCGGCAGGGGAGACAGGAGGAGGAGAGGGGCGCGUGCUCACAGCGGGGAGUAG